UGUUUAUUUUAUCAUGAAUAAAAGUUACUUAUUUUUUUUGAUUUGUAUUACUUUGAGUUUGUUUUAUUUGGCAUCAAGUAAGAAAUGUGACAACUAUUUUGGAACAGAGGGAAUAUUAUUAUUAAGUUGUUCAGAGUUUUGAAGAAAUAAUCUAUCUAGGGAUUUUGAAGAUCCAAGCAAAGUUUAAAAAUUACCAAUAAAACAUAUUUUUAAAUCUAUAUAAGUAUUAUAGUACUUAUAUAAUAGUCUUAUGUGACUACAACAAGAAGAUUAAAAAUAAUAGCAAUUCAAAAAUUUUUUUUUCUUAUAAUUAAAGAUGAUGAUGUGUUUUAUCACAUGCUAUCAUCACUUCAUGCCAUGUUUGAAAUGGGAAAAAACUGUCUACAAAUUGAACUGAUGCUAAUAUUUCUUUACCUGCAUUAGAGAAUGUACAUGACAUAAAAACGGAAUGAGAAGCAAACAAUUACUGUGCUAGUUUUCUAAGCUAAUGGCUGUGUUGUCAUCCCCAUGGUGGUUUUUCCAUACAUCAGACCACCAAAAGAAGUCAUGAACAUGCCAGAAGAUCGGUUCUUGGGUUGAUUUGAAACUGGUUGGAUGAAAAAUGAGAUUUUCUAUGAAUAUAUUGUUAAUGAUGUAGACAAAUGGUAAACUGCUCAGAAAACAAAAUGGCUGGUGCUGCUUUUAGUUGAUGGACAUUGUAGCCAUUUAACACUUGAGCUUAGUAAAGAAUGUCAGAAGAAAAGGAUCAUUCUUUGUACUCUGCUCCAAAUAUUACCCAUAUCAUGCAACCUGCAGAUGUGAGUGUCUUUAAGCAGACAUUAUGGAACUGGCAGCAGAAACCAGAAAAUGUACAAAAGCUUGUAACAAAGGCAACAUUUUGCCUUCUAUUAUCUGAUGUUCUGAAGACUGUAACUCCUCCUAUUAGCAGUGGUUUCAGAAAGUGUGGGUUAUUUGUAUCCAAAAUUUAUCCAAAAUACUUGAGAAAAUCUUGAACAUUUAAACAAAAUUGAUGACAAGUCUAGUAGACCUACCAGCCAUACAACUGUUUCUUUCACAAAACAAGAUUGUGAAUUGCUGAAAAAAUCUUAACAUUUUAGCCAUCUCUGGAGAUUCAUAGCAUCAACAUGAAUGCUUUAAUGCAAACAGUACAAAAUGCUGGAAAACAAUUGAGAAAUCAACAGAGAAUUUAGAACCUGAUCAAAUAUACAUUCCUGCAAAUAAUGACAAUGCCUAUAAAAUACAUUUGACACAGGCCCACUUCCCAAUGACAACUGUGUUCUUGAUAUUUAUACUGUCAACUCAGAAGGAAUCCUAGAACUUAAAAAUACCAAUCAUACUACCAUUACUCUUGAUACUACACAUGUUCUCGAAAUCACACUCUCUUUACAACAGGCUUUCUCUGCAUAUAUCAACUGACAACUCAUCACUAUAUCUCAAUUCAUCAGUUGUAGGUGGUGAUUACACAUCUGACAAUCCACAGGUCUCUGAAAUGCAGACAAAGUUUAAUCCAGCUCAAAUCCUAAGAAAUUGGUAACAUCUACACUAGUAUUUAGAAAUCAAACUUUUCCAAAUCGUGCAAUUUUAUCAAGUUCUGAAAAUUCUGAAACAAAUCAGUCCGAUUUCAAUCUAUCUCCAGCAAUUCCAUAUACAUCAUCACAUGAAAACGUGUCUCCUGGUUUCCUUCUUUAUUUGUUUUGGUCAUAACCAAUUGUUACAAAAAAGAAACAUGAACUGAAAGAACCAAGUGCUAUUGAUUCCAAAUCAUGGAGAGAGUUCAUAUUAGAUAAGGAAAGAAUAAAAACAAGCGAAACAAAAGAAAAAAGGUGGAAAAUGGAAAGAAUGAAGAAAAAAGCUGAGAAAUCUUCCAGGAAUUGUAGUAGCAGAAGAGGGAAAUGCAGAAAAGUGUGCAAGUUGUGCUGAGGAUUUAGAUAGUGACACAGAAGUGGGUGAACUAAAAAAUGUUGAUAUUGAAGCAGGUGGUACCAUUUGAAAUGCUCACCAAUAGUGGGAAUCGCUUAUAAUGUAAUCAUUCAUAUGAUGUUUGUAUAACAAAUAAACCAUAAUUCACAUAAGUGUUUAAGUGAAUUAUCCUUCUUAUCCAAUUGAAUUUAUACAGAUAAACACUGCAGUUCACUUAUGUGGACGACAAUUGGAUCAUCAUUGGUUGGACUUGGGAAUUUCCUGAUCAACUACUGGGUGAACAGUCCAUGUCAUUAAUUUAUUUUGUUUUAUAUUAAUGUAAACCAAGGGUCUCCAAACUUUUUUGAUUGUCAACCCUUACCAAAAAGUUUGUGUUUCAAGCAAAACAAAAAAUGUGUACUUUAUCAAAUUUUCCUAUACCACCAUUGUCUGGAGAAAUAACGUUAGGUGAAUUUGAAGGUCAGUUAAUAUCAGGAUCUUCUUCCUUAGAUAUUAGAUGUUUCAAGAAUGUGAUUGCAUCUUAUCCAAAUAUUGAUGUAAGUUCUGAUAUUCUUCGUCCACACGUAAGCAGAGAAAGUGCUAGGAAUGCUUUUAUAGAAGCAUCAAGUACUACUUAUAAAAAAAUAAUAAAUUCAUGGAAUGAAAGUGGAGUUUUAGGUGUUUUAAAAGAACUUUCUAGGAAUGAAGUAAAAGAAAAUUUUGUAUAUCAUUGGAUUGGAAAGGCUGCAAAUUCUUUACUUACAACAUAUAACUGGUUCCAAAUAUUGAAGGCUUCCAUUUUUCCUCAUCUCAGGGUAAUUAAACAUUUUAUUAUUAAGGCCAAGCUGUCACACAAUAUAAACAGAUUGAAAAAAGUUUGUCUGAAGAACACCGGCAUUGUGAGAGUGUUAGUUUGGCAUCCUCAAACUAUGAAAUGUGCAGUUGCUCUUAGAGAUGAUUCAAUUAGAAUAUUUACUUCAAAUAAUAAAAUGAUUCCAGUUUUAAAACAUAGAUUGCAAAAAGAAGUUACUUCAAUGGCAUGGAAACCUUAUUAUUCUUCUAUUCUUGCUGUUGCUUGUAAUACGGGUGUUUUAGUAUGGCAAAUUGAUCCAACUUCUUUAGUAACAAGUCAUCACCAGUUGCUCCAUCAAGAUAAUCGUAUCGUGCAUCUCCCUUUUGUUAAUGGAUUCAUCACCUCCUUCAUCAACAUAUUCACCUCCAUCAUCUAUGGAUAUGUCACCUCCUUUCUCAUCACAUUCACCUACGUCAUCCUUAGAACCUCCACAACAAGGCCAUCAUCUAGCUGUGUUACAUUUUUAAAACAAAAAGGUCCGGUAACCUGUGUAUCUUGGCAUCCUGAUGGUUCUUUUCUUGUCUCGUCGUCCGCUGCUGAUAGCAAACUGCAUGUAUGGAAUGUAGCCAUGGAAACUAAAACUUAUGUUCAACGAAUGGGUGGUGGAGGUGUUACACUUUUAAAGUGGUCUAUGGAUGGUAAAAGACUGUUUACAGCAACUCCAUCUUCAUUAUUUAGAGUUUGGGAAACAACACAGAACUGGACUUGUGAGAAAUGGACUAAUUUGGUUGGGCAUUGUAAAGCAGCUUGUUGGAGUCCAGAUGGAAGUAUUUUAUUAUUUGCUACCCUAGAUGAACCUGUAAUAUAUUUUUUGAAUUUUCCUUCAUCAAAAUCACUUGAAAAAUAUGAUGAUUUAAGUUCAAAAUCUGCCAUUCCUGUCAUUGAUUUAACACAAAUUUUAGUUAAUACUGGUAAUGAUGAAAUCAGGAUUGGAGGUCGCAUUCAAAAUAUGAUAUGGGACAAGACAGGUGAAAGGCUAGCUGUUUCUUUCAAAGAUAAUUCUGAACUGAUUGCAAUAUUCAGAACAAAAGUUAAGCCAAUAUUGGAAAUUCAUCCACUUGGUUUUGUACGUGGUUUGCCAACUGAAUCUGUGCAAUUAAUGACUUUCCAUGAUCAUUUUUAUCAAGGUGCUCUCUUAACAGUUUGUUGGAGUAGUGGAAGAAUUGUCAAUAUACCAUUUUUCUUUGUAUCUGUUGAUUUAGACUUAGUAAACAAAGUUCCAGAAUAUGAGAAAAAUCUUUCAACAAAUGAAAUUGGUUUAAUGCAAAGAAAACAUACAAUUUACUCUUCUUCUUCAUUAGAAAAUGACAGAUACCAAAAUACAAGAAGAUGACAUCAUACUUUCAGAGACCUUCCCUAACCACGUUCAAGCAUAACAAGCAUAAAAUAUUCAUAUAAGCCUGAAGACUAGAAAAUAUGUCAUGAAAGUAGUUUUCCCCUCAACUCUCAGUCCUACAGGCAUUAAGAGGAUCUUUUUAGCAAGCCCAAUAUGGGUUCAGCCAGGACCACAACAGGCAACUGGCUGUGAGGAACAAGGACCUGGCAUAACCAGACAGACCAUUCCCUGAAAAAUUCCUUAGUUUAUUUUGUGUGUCCAGAUUCAAGCUUGGGUCCCCCCACAGCAGUAUGCUGCCACCUUGAUUGCUUGGCUAUCUGGCCAUCCAUGAAAUUAAUUAGCAUCACUGCUAAUAUCUUAAUAAUACAUUUUUUUAAAAUUUAUUAAUUUUUAUCAGCUUUUAUUUAUUGAUAUGUUUUU
Messenger RNA from Centruroides sculpturatus (bark scorpion), 4508 nucleotides. RefSeq names its product aladin-like. The record is from RefSeq and is a predicted model, not a curated record. Gene Ontology annotation, biological process: nucleocytoplasmic transport. Gene Ontology annotation, cellular component: nuclear pore. Gene Ontology annotation, molecular function: protein binding. Lineage: Eukaryota; Metazoa; Arthropoda; Arachnida; Scorpiones; Buthidae.